Messenger RNA from Archocentrus centrarchus (flier cichlid), 1754 nucleotides. RefSeq lists its product as uncharacterized. Gene Ontology annotation, molecular function: nucleic acid binding. The coding region runs from base 11 to 1150 and encodes 379 amino acids. The record is from RefSeq and is a predicted model, not a curated record. NCBI's taxonomy places the organism in Eukaryota, Metazoa, Chordata, Actinopteri, Cichliformes, Cichlidae. The transcript is spliced from 2 exons.
AGACUAUGUUAUGCCCUUAGUGCAUGCAUAUAACUGCACGCGCAGUGAUGUAACAGGGUUCACACCCUAUGAACUAAUGUUUGGUAGAAAGCCCAGACUACCAGUCGAUCUUGCCUAUGGACUUCCUUUGAACAAAGAUCAGAAAGUGUCUCAUUCCCAAUAUGUGCAAAAUCUCAAAUCUCGGCUAGAGGAAAGCUAUAAGCUAGCAUCAAGAAAUGCACAAAAGGUUGCAGACAAGAACAAGGCCAGAUUUGAUCACAGAGUCACAGUUUCUAACCUUGAACCCGGAGAUAGGGUUUUGGUUCGGAACGUGCGACUACGUGGCAAGAAUAAACUUGCAGAUAAAUGGGAGGCAGAUAUACAUGUUGUGGUCAGACGUGCAGGAGACCUACCAGUUUAUGUUGUGAAACCAGAGUCAAAAGAAGGUCCCUCUCGCACACUACACAGAGAUCUCUUGCUCCCAUGUGGUUUCCUUCCUGUAGCAAUUGAGGAGACACGUGAGCCCAAAUCUAUUCGUCGACCUCGGACUCGUCAAACUGCCAAUACAGAGGAUACUGAACUCGAGGAAUCUAAUGAAACCGACCAUGAGUUUUUCAUCCCAUGGGUUGAGGAAUCCCCAUGUCAAAGGAUCACUCGAUUUACCACAGUACAUGAGUAUUCCAAACCGUCACCGAACAUGGACAUCUUACCUGAACCUUCUGCUGGACAGGAUGGAUCAGAGGAAAAUAUUGAACCUGAAGAACUUGAAGAUCACUCGCUUUCAGACAACUUACCAGAUGAAGACGAUCCUGGAACUGAGUGUGGCAAUCUGCCAAGCCCUAAUGAAUCUGUGGAUGAGGAACCAGGUACCUUACCUGAUAAAUCUCCUGAGGAGGCAGGAAAGGAACUAAGAGACCAUCCCAAAAACUUACCUGAAGGAUUACAAAAUGAUGAUCCUAUUACAACUCAACCUUUGAGGAGGUCAGAGCGAAACAGACAACCUCCCAGAAGACUUGACUAUCAGGAUUUGGGAAAUCCUCUAGUGACUGUUGUGAAAUCUUUGUUUCAGGGAUUGAGUACAGCUUUUACAAACUCCCUGAAUGACAGAAAUGGACACUAUGGAAUAUACAUGCAACGAGACGUGCAUGAUAUUCAACAGGGGAGGGUGUAACCCGGUAGAGAAAAGUGCUCUAUUUCUCUUCUUUUAUUUGUUUUAUGUAUACAUUUUAUUUUGAAAAACAUUUUAUUUUGAAAAGAGGAAGUGUUGAUCCUCUCUCUUUGAGUUUACAUCCUGUUUGACGGUCGUUGCUAAUGAUCGUGCUGCGUGAGCGAGGUUUUCACCCACACGUUGCUGACCGAGCAUCGUAGAAACUUUCCAGUCUCUGAGCACGAAGCAGAGAGGCUGCACGACGAUUCCUCUGUUGUGUUCUACUUAUACACCAUCUUGGCUAGGUUUCUAAUGCUGAUUUAGAGACCAUCUGGUUGGACUGAAUGGAUUUCUCCUUGACUGGAGAUGGCGAGCCUGAGCCCGGAACUGGAUUCCUGAACGGAGAACCACAUUCGUUUCUUCAGCACUGAUUCAUCUUGUGGUAACUACUCACCACAAGAUCUGGAACACUAUUUGACUGAAAAGAAAAAAAAACUGAAUGGUACCAGACGACUAAAACAAAGACAGACUCUGACUAAACAAACUAUGGGUACUAAUGGGAACAUGAACCAACCUGAUGUGGACUUUUGAAUACCAGUUUGUGAAGUUGAAUUCUUGUUUAUGCUUU